Babesia ovata is the source of this 888-nucleotide messenger RNA. RefSeq lists its product as uncharacterized. The record is from RefSeq and is a predicted model, not a curated record. The transcript is spliced from 2 exons. Bases 1 to 888 code for a protein of 295 amino acids. NCBI's taxonomy places the organism in Eukaryota, Apicomplexa, Aconoidasida, Piroplasmida, Babesiidae.
AUGGACAAUGAAGCUGAAUCCGAAUACGCAAGCCAGGACCCUGUGGACAAUGUCCACCACCAAAAAAUCGAAGAUUCUAUUGACAGACUGAAUUUCGUAAGCCUGUCUGCCUUCGACGCCAACAAGGAGCUACACUCCGCGAUUGACGAGGAUGGCUACAUCAUCAGCAACGUGGUGAGCCGUAUCGGUAUUUCCAAGGCGCUCGAGCACGGUGUGAAGCUAUCUUCUAUCAUCAAGGCGAAGGCGCUCAGGCUCAAUGAAGCAACGGCGCUGGAGGUGCUGGACGUGGUCCUCAGGACCUACUGCAACAACUUCGCAAUUGGCGAGGAGCCCGUGCAGAUCCAAUCGCAGUCUAACACAUCAGAUCGUACUCUAGACUUCACCAAGCUGUCGAAGUUUUUCUCCUCCAAGGCACUCAGUUACUCACCGCUCACAUGGGACACGCUGCCGCAACCAGUCAGCGAGAAGCAGUCGCAGUCGGCGAAGCGCCGACGGGUGCAGCCAGCGCAUACAACCACUACCAUCGCUCCCACGAGGGAAGUUUCGACGAUGAUCGAAUACAAUGAGACCCUGGAGACACAGAAGCACACCGAGUCCGUUAGACAAAAUUUGCUGGAAGCAUCGCAGAGCGAGCCUGUUUCCUUCUGGGACUUCGUCCUAGAUGAUGACCCCCAGAAUGGCUACAACAACACGUGUAGGAACAUCUACUCCCUGACGUUCCUUACGGUCAAGGGUCUGUCCACCUUCGAGCAGGACGAUAAGGGAAUGAAGAUACAGGGGCUCCAGGAGCCUGAGGAGGGUCGCGAAAAUGCGCAGGGCGUCGUUACCGCACUCUCCUACGACGCUUGGCGCAAGAAGGUCCAGGAACGUAGAAAGAAACGACGAUAG